AUGGCUCAGCCAACCCUUUUAACCCUGCCCGUCGAGCUUAUCACCACCAUCUCCCAUAACCUUACCGCUGUAGAUCUCCAGAGCCUGCGGCAGUCUUGUAAGGCGGCGGCCGAGAAAACGUCCGUCUGCUUCCAGGAACGAUUCUUCCGCACACGAUAUGUCAUGCUAGAGCAGCAGAGCCUCCAGAACCUAAUCGACAUUUCAGAGCACUCAACCCUACGGGAAGCCGUUCGCAGCGUCGCGCUUUGUAUCGACCACCUUAUAGACCCCAGAGACUACCGAGGCCGUGCACAGCUCCGUGCACGCGGUGUUAACGACGAGGAUGAUCGCGUAAGGCUCGACGACGGCGAAACAGUGUCUUUAGGUGACGACACCCCGGGGUCAAUCAACAUGGGCUGCUAUCAAGAGGCAUGGGCGGAGUAUAUGGCGUUCAUGACGAAGAAGCUCCACUUCAAGCAUCUGGCCCAAGCCGUGUAUAACCUACCGCAUUGCAGAAAGGUCAGCUUGGAGGACGCCAUCCGGCCCUGGGGCGCUUUCCGGCUGGGUCGUCGGAUCGGCACGCUCCCCAGCCGAUUCGUCACCGACGCCCUGCCCAACAGCGUGCUGCACGCUAUGGUGUGCAUCAGAACACUGUUCGUUGCCGUCGUCAAGAGUCGUCUGCCUAUCGAGGAACUCCAUAUCGAUUUCGGGACCGGCAUGGCAGGCUGCACGGCAGUCUUCCCCCGGAUCCUAUCAUUGCCGAGGGAGCUAGCGCAGGCCGCCCGUACCCAACUUCGCACCGUCACAACACUGCAUAUCGCCAUCAACCCAUACCCCAGGGACAACAAGUUUAAUCCCAUGUACUACAACGGUCUACCUGUCACGGAUCCGUUGCGAAACGAAACGGCCGACUGGACGGAAGACUUCCUCAGGUUUAUAGGCCUCUUUCCCGCCCUUUCUACCCUUAGUCUAUAUUUCUUUCGCCGAGACGAGGGAUACCAGUUCCCACGCCUAUCGCGGGAGCUCUUCGUCCCUCACCUUCAAUCCAUCUCCCUGGAGCUCGUCGACUGUACCAGAAGCGACCUCAUGGCGCUCAUGGAGAGACACAAGGAAACGCUCCGAACCGUCAGGCUCGAAAGCGUCUCUCUCCUUGGAGGCAGCGCGGAUCGUUGGUCUUCCGUCGUCCAAAGCUUCCGGCACGAUUUCUCUGUCCGGAAGCUGAUCCUGGGAUCAUGUUUCGUCGACAGACCAUGGCCUACAACGGACCUCCCUGAGAAGAUGUACGCUAGGACCCCCCAGGAGCUCGAUAUGCUGGUGGCGGAACUCCUGGAGCUCGAGAAGAGCGACGGCAGCACCGAACAAAGCAGCCAAGGCGGUGACUCGACAGAGACAAGCCCAGCAGGGGAAUCUGUGUAG
This is a messenger RNA of Colletotrichum higginsianum IMI 349063, 1395 nucleotides long. Its product is annotated as F-box domain-containing protein. The transcript has a single exon. The record is from RefSeq and is a predicted model, not a curated record. The coding region runs from base 1 to 1395 and encodes 464 amino acids. Lineage: Eukaryota; Fungi; Ascomycota; Sordariomycetes; Glomerellales; Glomerellaceae.